GAAACCUUCCUGCUUGCCUUUGUUCUCGUCUCGUCGCCAUCGUUGUCGAGCCUUAACUUGACUCACGCGCAUAUCAAAGACUUAUUCGACCACGAAUCGCUAUCCGCGUUCCCACACCUCACCUAUAACGACAACUCAGGCCACCACCGACUCGCACGCCCAGCGACACGCAUACACCAGCUUGUUCCCCUGACUUGUUACUUGGAUCGGAAACCUGGUUUCAACACCUGUCCCUUGGUCUGCGAUGGACGAUAACAGCACAGACACGCCUACGCCUGCACCGCCGGCUGCUGUCGUUGCUUCUAAAUCAACGCCUCUGAAUGUGCACGCCCCAGUGUCGAACUCCAGCGAGCAUCAACUCAAUCUUCUCACUCCCACGCAGUUCGCGAAGCUGCACACGACUCAUCUCCUCUCACAUCCGCCCGACACGCUCCUCUUUCCCUUCCUUCACGGCCUCGAAGGGUGUAACGAGGCCCAGAACGGAUUCUUCCGUGCUACAGCCGGCAAAGGGGCACCGCGGUAUAGGGGAUUAGUGUGGGUGUGCGUUGAUGAUGAUUCAGCGGAGGAGGAUAUGGUGGUGCGGGGAGGGAGCCAGAGUGAGUUGCGCGGAGGGCCGGAUGCAUGGGACGACGAAAUGGAUGAGGACGAUGAUGAUGAUGAUGAAUUCACAGACGAUGAAGACGAUGAAGUGCUCAUGGACGUCGACCGCACUAUGCACGGCGCGUCGGCCGGCGGCAUACUUAUCGCUCCAGGACUGGUGUCAAGCGAGUCCGAGUCCGAGUCCGACCCUAACGCUGGAAAACAUAUGCACCCAGUCCAUUCACGCGCUGCAGUACAUCUCGACGCUACUCUCCAGCGCGACCUACAGGCUGCGCUGGAUUCGGAAAUGGAAAUGGCACCACAUGAGAGCUCAAUCUCAGGCGCGAGCUUCUUCGGGUCUAGUCCUACCUCGACUUCGGCUUCUGAUAUACUGACACCGCCGUCAUCCGAGUCCUCUUCAUCAGCAUCCUCGUCCUACGAGGCGGCUGAGGAGCUGCCGGCAGCACCGUCGGAAACGCCUGCCCAGCCGCAAGAUCAAGCCACAGCUCCAACGCCGGCGCCAGCGCCCGCAUCUGUCACAAAUGAAGGACCUCCGUUGCUGACAUGCAGCUUUCGGCCUAGCGAGCUCCUUCGACGUGUUCCGGGACUCCAGGAUGCCCGAGAUGAUAACAGAAGUUGGGAAUUCCAACCAGCGCGUGUUCCGGACGGGAUCUCACUUCGGAAUUUCGGCAUUCAGGUGCCUAUAUAUGCCACACUGUCUGAUAUCGUCUUGUACUCGGCAUCCGGACUAGCUUCUCCAAGGAUCCGGACCGUAGCGCAGCGAUUUACUGCUGCCAUCGAUCGCAAACGGCGGGAAAGAGCUGGGCGUUGUGCUGAUGGGGAGUCUCCUCUGGAAUACAUUGUCUACGUUCUCGACGCUGAUAUAGCUGCAUUGAGGGCUGCGGUUCCGGAGCUGAUGAUGCGCGUCUUCCCCACCGGCGUCCCGCUCCAUCCUCAGCACCAGCCUCAUCAUGAUCCGGUCACGUACCGCCACCCGAACCAUAUCCCAGUCGCCAUUCCUCUCGCACACACCGGCGGAUCGAAAGCUGACUGGACGCCGAAUACAGUCGACUUCGGGCAGCGAGAGAGGGAUGAGAUGCGGGAAUUGACCAGAGCGAGCGAAGUUCUGAGCAUGGCUCCCGAAGCAACGCCUGAAGAUGGGGAUGGUGGUUGGAGAGCAGAAGUCGGGCAGAUCUUCCUCGGAAAUUCGGGCGACGUGCCGAUUCCUGCACCCCAGUCUUUUGAGCCGACUGAUCCCUUCGACUGCACGAAUAACGAUCCACAGCUUGGGAUGGGCUGGGACAUCUGCGUUGAAUGUCACGAGAUGGGCGCCUGGCCGUCCCUGGCGCAUAUUCGUGCCGCGGAGGAUCACAUAGGACUGUUAGAUGGGCUGUGGGCAGAGCGCUGUCUUGCUCAAGAAGCGAGUACUCUAUCAGUCCGCCCGCCGCCCAACGCCAAUGCCGUCAUCCACUUGUCGUUCCCCAGCGCUCCAACGAAUUCAGCUGGCACCGUCAGUGCGAUGCUCCCAUUCGUGGCGUUCUUGGAGCGCUGCAUCCGACCAAUAGUUGAAGGCAAGGAUAAAGAUGAGGGAACUGGAAAGGGACGGCGAUGGAGUGCUUUCCCCGGGUCUCCGUUCCCGAAUGCUGGCACGCGAUCACGCUCGAUGACAUCGCCAGAGCCGUCGCUGCCAUCUUCGUCUUCGCCGCUGUCUAUGUCACCCCAGAAGACGCGACCGCUCAAAAUCCUCGUCUAUUCGGCGGACGGAUACACCGAAUCCUCGCCAUUGGCGCUGACGCUGUUGAUGUCGGCGCGCAGGAUUUCGCUGCCGGAAGCGUAUCUGGAACUACAGGUCGAAAAAGGCCGUAGUUUCUUUGUUUACCCAGCCGAACUCGGAGUUUUGAGACGAAUUGAAGGCCGGCUAGGACUGAGUGGGUCAACGAUUAGCAUGGGUGGACGGCGAGGGAGUGUUAGUGUUGGGGGACUGAUGCACGCGGGUGAUGACAAGGUCUCACCGGCAUCGGUCACGACGGGGCGUCCUCGAGCGAAGACGAGUCCGUGGCUGCCGCUGUCAUUCGGAGGGGACCAUCAGAGCUGGUUCAACGACCCAAGAUUCGAUGGAAGUUUCCCGAGUCGGGUGCUGCCGUUCUUGUAUCUGGGGAACCUCAACCACGCGUCGAACGCAUACAUGUUACACGCGCUGGGCAUCACCCAUGUAGUAUCCGUGGGCGAGUGUGCAUUAGUGCCUCCUCCCCAGUCCACCAAUCACUCCCCCUCAUCCCACAACCAUCACCAUCACUCGUCGCUUUGGCACGAAGAACGAGAAGGGCGGAUCAAUGUGCUGGACAUUACAGGCAUCUGCGACGAUGGAAUUGAUACACUCGAGCCCCAGCUGGGUCCCAUCACAGCCUACAUCGAGCGUGCGAGACUGGAAGGGGGCAAGGUGCUAGUUCACUGUCGGGUCGGUGUCAGCCGUAGUGCGACGGUCGUGAUCGCAUAUGUCAUGAAGCACCUCGGGCUACCGCUGGCCGAUGCUUACCUUGUUGUCCGCAGCCGGCGUCUCAGUGUUCUGAUUCAGCCUAACAUGCGGCUUUUGUUCAACUUGGUGGGAUGGGAGGUCGGCCUGGCGAAAGAACGAGCGAUGGCUGGUGGUGACGAGGAGGAAUAUCAUGCCCGGCUCAGGAAAGAGCUGGCGCGCAGUGUGACGUGGCCGGUUUUGGCGAGGGAAGUACACGCCUUGAAUGACAAGUACCUUCGCUAGCCAUCGGUUUUUGCUUUUGUUGCUCUGUAAUCUGUGUACAUGCUUUUCGUGUAAAAUGUGACAGUCUGUAUUAUGAUCCUCCUGCUUCCAGCUGCCAUGCCACGGAAUCCACCUUAGCUGCGACGUCGAUAAUCCAGAUUAGCCGAACAGAGGGUGAGAUGGAAGUAAUGUUGACCGCAUGAAAGGCGCUACGUCAACUUGCAAUCGGUGCAGUAUACUUAAUACAACAGAUGAUCACGGGAAGUAAAGAUGUAAACGAUAUCUCGGAUGUUGUCUCUGUUCGUAUCGUCCAGUCGACCAACGAGCCAAUAUCUCUAAGAGCGAUAGAGCGCCUUUUUGCGUCUGCUGAGUUUCGCGGCUCGUCUGGUCGUCUGCACUCGCUACAACUCCUCUGCUUGAAUGAUGGAACUAUCCAGAAACUGCGAGCUUCGGUCAUGGUCUAUGCUGGGUCGACGCGGAGCAAGUCUUAUGCGUGACCGGAUGAGAUACGACUCAUGCAUACGUAACAGUAGUCAGACUAGACCUUCAGAGCAUGUUAGGCGGGAUAGCGGGUGAGGUCACAGACGGUUCUGCGCGACAACAUGCGAGUAUUUCACCACGCUGUGAUGAAAUCAGGCGUCGUCAUUUUGCAGACUGACUAUGUAGACGGUAAUCAGCCGAUCGGUGCAAAUCUUGCAAGUAGCCGCGCUCUGCUGGACGAAAUGACAGCGGAUAGGAACGAAUGUACGUCGCGUCGUGUUCGUCGUCCAUUCCAUCAUCUCUCCCAAGCCAAAAGCAACGCAUCGAUCUUGGUCCCGCGAAUAUAGGAACCCCGAUCAUCCCGACAGUAGAUGAGUUGAGCACAGCGCACUACUGAGGCUAAUGAGGAGAUACCAUAGGAUCUAUACCCAACCAGGACGUGCGCCGGUAGAGAAUCCGGGCUAUCACCACCGCGCGCUAUUCGGGCUGCUUUGGUUCUCUGGUUCAAUCUGUGUUUGGUUGGUGUCCGACGAUGACGGGGACUGCUUUCCAAAGCGCGCCGUCUUGGCUGAUGCGCUCCCAGCGAGUCCAAGAAUAUUCAGAGAGAGAAUUCGAGGAAAGAAUGAACCAGGGAGGGCGUAUGAGUUGCGGAGAGAUCGUUCCUGCCUGCUGUACGCAAGGCUGACGAGAAGGGCACCCGUGUGCGAAAAGCAG
Mycena citricolor is the source of this 4510-nucleotide messenger RNA. The record is from the annotation of a GenBank genome assembly. NCBI's taxonomy places the organism in Eukaryota, Fungi, Basidiomycota, Agaricomycetes, Agaricales, Mycenaceae.